AUGGUCGGCAUUUCCAAGCUCGCGGUAGCUCUUCUUGCCGCGUCCGCCACCGCCCAUCCCGGCGAAUCCCACGAUGCGCACCAGAUGAAGCGUGAGAUCGUUGCUCGGGAUCACGCUGCCAGAGUGGCCGCACGAUUGCUCGGCUCUUGCGCCAACACCGAAGCUGCCCGUGCUCUGAAGCAACGGUCCAUCCAGCGCCGCGCGGAGGUCGUCAAGACGCUCCGGGAGAAGAAGAGCAUCAAGACUCCUCCCAAGAAGUAUCGACGCGACCUCGAAGCCCUCGAGGUCUGGGAAGAGAUCAACCACAACAUGACGGGCGUGUCUGCCAACAAUAUGUUCACCGCACUCGAGACCGUCUUCGACGCCAACACUUCCUGCAUCCUCGCUCCGGAGGUCACGGACGGACCGUACUACAUCGUGGGCGAGUACCUCCGCAGCAACGUCAAGGAAGCGCAGUACUCGGACGGCGUCGACCUGUUCCUCGAGGUGCAGUACGUCGACGUCAACACGUGCGAGCCGGUGCCGACGGUGGCGGUGGACCUCUGGAACUGCAACGCCACUGGCGUCUACUCGGGCAUCAGCACGUCGGGCAACUACGCGGCCGACGGCUACAACUCGACGUACCUGCGCGGCAUCCAGCUGACCGACCACGACGGCGUCGCCCAGUUCGAGACCAUCUUCCCGGGCCACUACGACGGCCGCGCCACCCACACCCACCUGCUGGCCCAUACCAACGCCACCGUCAUGCCCAACGGCACCAUCUCCGUGUGGCACGCCCCCGUGGCCCACAUCGGCCAGCUGUUCUGGCCCGAGGCCCUGCGCUCGGCCGUCGAGGCCGUCUACCCGUACAACACCAACGCGCAGUCCGUCACCAGCAACGCCGACGACAUGUGGAGCAUCGUGCAGGCCGACGCCAACUACGAUCCCUUCCCACACUUUGUGUACCUCGGCGAGGAUAUCACCGAUGGUCUCUUUGCCUGGAUCCAAAUUGGUAUCAACGCGAGCGCGGAUUACUCGGCCGACGACUACUACAGCGUGGCGGCGUACAUUGAUGCCGAUGGCGGCCAUGCCAUGAGUGGGGGGAUGGGUAGUGGUGGUGGUGGUAUGGGUGGUGGCCCUGGCGGCGGCAAUGGUACUACGAACGGCACUGCGCCUUCGGGUGACAUGCCCACCGGCGGCGUGCCGCCUUCUCCUGUGCCCUCGGCUUGA
Molecule: messenger RNA, 1209 nt
Organism: Chaetomium strumarium
Lineage: Eukaryota; Fungi; Ascomycota; Sordariomycetes; Sordariales; Chaetomiaceae
Product: Intradiol ring-cleavage dioxygenase
Exons: 2
Coding region: 1-1209 (402 amino acids)
Molecular function (GO): ferric iron binding; oxidoreductase activity, acting on single donors with incorporation of molecular oxygen, incorporation of two atoms of oxygen
Source: RefSeq, a predicted model, not a curated record